AUGACGGAUGCUUGGACCGAUAGAAAGAGAAGAAAUGUAAUGAAUUUGUGUCUGAAUUCAAGUUUAGGCACCGUUUUCCUUUCUUCUAAAGAAUGUUCACUUGAUUCACACACAAGUGAAUAUACUUAUGAGUUUGUUGAGCAUGACAUUCAACAAGUUAGAGUAAAAAAUGUUGUUCAAGUUGUCACGGAUAAUGCCUCAAACAACAUGGGAGCUUCAAAGUUGUUGAAAGAGAAGAGACCAACAAUCUUUUGGACUUGUUGUGCCACUCACACUAUAAAUUUAAUGCUUCAAAGCAUUGCAAGUCCCCCAACAUACAAGAAAGUUCUUGAUCAAGCAAAGAUAGCUAAAGGGAAGGUAGCAUACUCAUUCAUAUUGAGUAUGGGAUUUUGGCAAGGUGUGACGGAAUGUUUGAAGGUGUUUGCACUGUUGGUGUUGGUGAGAGUAUUUCAGCUUGUUGAUUGUGAUACGAAGCCAUCAAUGGGUUUUGUAUAUGGUGAAAUUAUGAAAACAAAAGAGGAAAUCAAACAUGCUUUGUCCGAUGUCUCAAGGAACUACAAACCAAUUAUAGAAAUUAUUGAAGCAAAAAUGAAAGAUAGGAUUCACACUCCUCGUGAUGGAUAUUUGUUAAAUCCUUAUUACCAUUACAAGGAUCCACAACUUCAUUUAGAUAAAGUUGUAAGUGAUGUUGUUGAUUUUGGUGACACUCUAUUCUUUAAUGACAGUGAGAUGCAAAAUAAGAUGUUAAGUGAAGAAUUGUCGAAAUAUAAGAGGAAGGAAGGAAUGUUUGGAAGAAAUAUAGAGAUCAAACGAUAUGAGGUGAAUGAUGACAACUUUCAAAUAAAAUUUUCAAAUCUUUAA
Ipomoea nil (Japanese morning glory) is the source of this 861-nucleotide messenger RNA. RefSeq lists its product as uncharacterized. The transcript is spliced from 2 exons. NCBI's taxonomy places the organism in Eukaryota, Viridiplantae, Streptophyta, Magnoliopsida, Solanales, Convolvulaceae. Bases 1 to 861 code for a protein of 286 amino acids. The record is from RefSeq and is a predicted model, not a curated record.